This is a messenger RNA of Fusarium verticillioides 7600, 1945 nucleotides long. RefSeq lists its product as hypothetical. The transcript is spliced from 4 exons. Gene Ontology annotation, molecular function: zinc ion binding; DNA-binding transcription factor activity, RNA polymerase II-specific. Lineage: Eukaryota; Fungi; Ascomycota; Sordariomycetes; Hypocreales; Nectriaceae. Gene Ontology annotation, biological process: regulation of DNA-templated transcription. Bases 484 to 1902 code for a protein of 472 amino acids. The record is from RefSeq and is a predicted model, not a curated record.
UUCAUUUUCACUUUUAGUUAUGCAGGGAGAGAACGUGAAACAAACCUCGUGGUUAAGCCAAGGAAUUUGAUCAAGAGGCUAAUUCAAGCUUAAUAAGAUGGCCACUGGGAUCAGCGCGCUAUGAAGCUAAAAGCGGUUAGUAUGGGGCAGUCUACGCUGCGCUUCAUCUUAUUCGUCGUCAUGAUUUGUUAGGAUGAGUCUUGGCCUCGUGAAACGAGAGAUUGAUUGCGAACCUUAUUCAUGUUUCGUUGGAGAUGGCUGCCAUCUUGAUUCGAUUGUAUGUAUCACUGCUCUAAAAUAGUAUUGAUCUAAGUGUUAGAACUGAGUAGAAGCUGGAAGACAGCAUUGUCAUGCCGUACAAACCAUUAUUGAGCCGCGCGUCUUAGACAAUUUAGCUGCUUGGCGAGAGUAAGCGGGGAUAAUUAAGGUACCUACCUACCUACACAAAGCAUCAAACUUGUUCAUUUGAGGUAAAACCCUGCGAUGGCCGGCGUUCCCAAAGCUCUAGGCUGCGACGCCUGCCGGAAACAAAAGAAAAAGUGCGAUCAGGCUAAACCAUCUUGUGCACGCUGCACACGCCUGAAACUCAAAUGCACAGGCAUCGGCGUAAAGCGCUUCGUCUUCAAGUCCGAAAACACACAAGCAGCCAAGAAACACAGCAAAGCAGUAGCUGCACCAUCUUCGGCGCUGAGUAAUGAAAAGACGCUAGUAGCGGGUAACCUGGUGCAUAUUCUUGAGUUUGAUAACCCAGGCUAUGACAUCUCAACGUACGGAUGGUUCGUCAACGACUUGCCGCGUCACGUUGGGUCGAGUAAACCGCUCGAUGCGGCUAUUACGGCGUUUGUAACGGGUUUUGCGCCGUUGAAGGAUAGGAGUGCUUCAAAGGUUGAUGCGUUGGAUAAGUAUGUUUUUGCGUUGAGGGCUUUGAGGGAGGCGAUGCAGGAUCCUGGGAAGGCGUUUUCGGCGGAUAAUAUGUGUUCGAUUUACUUGAUUUCGAUCUGUCAAGAAUGGCUUGGGAAUGGUGGUACUGGUAUUGGCGUUGGGAGUGUCAACUCGAAGCACCACGAAGUUCUCGCAUAUUUGCUUCAGAACGCUGUCACAAAGUCCCAAUUUAACUCCUCCGACAAACCCUUCAUGAAUACCAUCUUCUCCAUAGUGGUCCUCGAGAGUUUCACAAACCCCAACAUCCAACUCGGUCCCUGGUUCUGGCAAGCUCUCUCCGCCCUCAGCGAUGCCGCGCGGCCUCUCAAAUCAGGUGACGGAACAUCCUUCGCAAGCCUCAAUAUCGGAACGAUGGGUGAAAUAUCCUGCUUCAUUCGCGAUCCAGAUCGAUACCUCUACCAGAUCCAGUGCACAUACGCUCUUAUUCAGACGGAGCACCCUAGACUUGUCAAAGCAGCUGAAGAAGCAGUCGCCAAAGCAAAAGUAUCGGGCUCAACGUCUCUUCAGAGAAGAAUGGGGAUACGUUUCCAUGCCGCGAUCGCUGCAAUGCUGACGAUGGCUACCAUUCUGAAUCGUAUUCUCCGGUCUUAUGAUGGGGACCCUAUUCUUUUGGCAGAUGCGAAGCGCUAUGUUGAUGAGAGUAUUGCGCUGGGCCGUGCUGCUAGUUACAAUCGGCCGAUUGCUGCCUCUGCUGUGGCUUCGCCUCUCGCGCUGUCAUUAGCUGCGCUGGAUGAUUACAGGCGCGAGGAAGUCAAAGAUUUGCUCGUGGAGUAUCAGAGCGACUUCCCAGGUCUGGAUUACUUUUCUGAUGUCAAGAUGGUCAGAAGAGGAUUUGAAGAUAUUGAUAAGAAUAAUCAGAGGAAAGUGAGGUGGCUAUUAUCAAGUGAAGAAGAGUUUGAUAGUAGUUCGGGUGACAAUGACAUGAUUACCGAGAUAGGACCGGGGUGUACAAUAUUGUAACGAACAUAGAAUGACGAGACAAAGCAGAAUCUUCCAGUACCUC